This is a messenger RNA of Schistosoma spindalis, 629 nucleotides long. NCBI's taxonomy places the organism in Eukaryota, Metazoa, Platyhelminthes, Trematoda, Strigeidida, Schistosomatidae. The record is from the annotation of a GenBank genome assembly.
UGAACUACUAACAUAUCUGAAACUUAAACCAAUUAACUUUCUGAAAUUCUUUAACCCUUAGAACUUUCGCCAUUAAUUACUUUAUGGUAAGUGUGUGGUGUGUGCCACUUAUGUAGACAUAAGUAGUAUAUGAUGUUAGUCGUGAAAGGAAUGUCUGGCAGAAGAGAGACAAGAAGAUCGAUCAGUAAAUAAUGAAGACAGAAUGCAAUUUGUAUGAAAAUGCAAGAACAAUCAAGUCUGAGUCAUUUUGAGUCAACUGAUGGGCAUUUUACAAAUUGGGCAUAUAAUAUAUGGUUGUUAAAUUUUAUUAACAUUUGUUUGUCCCCAUUUUGGUGUUCGUGUUCACUACAAGUGCUGGUUAGCGCCACAAGACAAGCCCUCACAUGGAAUCCUCAAGGUCGAAGGAGGAGAGGAAGACCAAAGAAUACAUUGCGCCAAGAAAUGGAGAUAGAUAUGAGAAAAAUGAACAAGAAUUGGAUGGAACCAGAAAAGAAGGCCCAGGACAGAGUGGGUUGGAGAACGCUGGUCUGCGGCCUAUGCUCCAUUGGGAGUAACAGGCGUAAAUCAUAUUUUCAACUUUAGACUGUACCACAGUUACUUAUCAAAAGUAUGACAAGCAUAAACAGAAA